AGAUGCGUGUUGGCGUUGCAGACUGUUGAUUGGCUGCGAGGUGUGCCCCUCCGAAUGUACACAACAGCCGUGACAUCGCUGUUUAGAGAACACGGAGGCCGAGACGAGAAGAGCUGUGGUUCAAUUGUUUGUGUCCGUAUUCGCCUCGACAGAAACACGAUGUGGAAGCUCGUCCUUCCCGUUCUCGCGGCAGUUUUGGCCGUCGGGUGGGGUGGUCUGGUGGGGGCACCCUCAGACGUGGAUGCCAACGAUGCCGGGGUGCAGGAUGCGCUGAACUUCGCCGUCGUCAAACACAACAGAGGAACCAACGACAUGUACCUCAGCCAGGUGGCAGAAGUGGUGAAGGUCCAGAGACAGCUGGUUAGUGGCACGAAGUACACCAUAACUGUGAAAAUGGCGAAGACCCCCUGCAGAAAGGAGAGUGCAAAUGAAGUGUGUGCCAUCUACCAAGACCAAGAACUGGCCCGGCCUUACGAGUGCACAUUCGUCGUGUGGAGUCGCCCAUGGCUUGGUGUUAUCACGAUGCUGGAUGAGAAAUGCUAGAAAGGAGAACAACGUGGGAAAUCUUCAGUGUUGGCAUUGUUUGCAUGAACAGCCUUUUUUUUCUUGCAGACAAACCAAAACGUUAUUAACAAUACCAUUUUCCUUUGAUAUUUCACAGUAUUCUAGAUUGAUUAAGCUCUGAAAGUCACAUUGUUUCAGACUGCAGAAUAACCUGUCCAGCUUUACAGUGCAGAGACACAUGAUUUUUUAGAGGUGCACUAAUGCAUAAUCAAGCAAAUAACAAAUAAUUGUGUGAUGAAAUGUUUUAAUAGUGUAUUAAAAACUUUUUCAAUGAAAUGAAAAUUAAAUCAGCACAUGAACUUAAA
This is a messenger RNA of Scophthalmus maximus (turbot), 869 nucleotides long. RefSeq names its product cystatin-C. NCBI's taxonomy places the organism in Eukaryota, Metazoa, Chordata, Actinopteri, Pleuronectiformes, Scophthalmidae. The coding region runs from base 55 to 543 and encodes 162 amino acids. Gene Ontology annotation, molecular function: cysteine-type endopeptidase inhibitor activity. The transcript has 3 exons. The record is from RefSeq and is a predicted model, not a curated record.